GAGCUGUAUCCUCUCCGUGGUCCCAACUGUGUGAUUCUGCUGCAGCUUCUCUCUGUCACUGACUGAUCCAACACAGAUGAUGUCAUCAGAGCACCUGACCUGCGGUUGGCUGCAGCAGCUCCUCGUUAUGCUUCUGAAGCUUUGCCUCGCUUUUGCGGGGCCUUUGCGACCACUCAACGGGACAGAAUGCACAGCCAAGGGUCCUGCUUCCUACAUCCUGGUCUUUACAGGUCACUGGAGCCCCCAGGCCUUCCCCAAGCAGUAUCCACUGUUCCGGCCCCCUGCACAGUGGUCCAAACUCAUAGCGGUCAGCCAUAAUCGCCAUUUUCGGCUGUGGGAGGAGGGUGCUUCAGCCAGUGCAGGGGUGCAGAGCUUCGCUGAAGUCGGGGUGACGGUGGAGCUGAUGAAGGCAGCCAAGGAGGCCAGGAAGAGACGUACUGUCGGCGCCAUGUACCGAACGGCCGGCAUCCCUAACGGCAUCGGGCACAGCUCCACAGAGUUGCUCAUGCAGCCCCGGAGUUCACUGUUGUCCCUGAUGGUGAAGAUGAUCCCCAGCCCCGACUGGUUCGUCGGUGUGGACACCCUAAACCUUUGUGAGGGCAGCCAGUGGAAACAGGAAGUGAACAUUGACCUCCAGCCUUAUGAUGCAGGGACAGACAGUGGAUUCACUUUCUCAUCACCAAACUUCCCAACCAGCCCACCAGAAAACAUCACAAAGAUCACAUCUCAGAUGCCGAACCAUCCAGCCAACUCUUUCUACUAUCCACGGAUAGAGGAGCUUCCACCUAUUGCCAGCAUAAGGAUCACUCGACAGAGCAGAUCACCUGACCGUCAAACCCCAAUGUCCAAUCAUAUUCUGCCAAACUCUAUCAUUCCCCAGCGCUUCUCAGCGACACCACUGGACUGUGAAGUGUCUCUCUGGUCAUCUUGGGGUUUGUGUCUGGGCCCUUGCUCCAGAGGUGGUGUCCGCCACCGCACACGUUACAUCCUCUUGCGGCCGGCCAAUGCUGGCAUCCCCUGCCCUGAGCUGGAGGAACAGGCUGAGUGUGUAUCACACAGCUGUAUGAGACUCCAGUAACACGCACAAGCACAGAUACUGCCAGUAUUCAACACUGGGACUCUCAUGUUUUUACUGCUGGACUGAGAAAUCUUGCUGCAUCAUUUACUUGAUAACAAAAUGGAUUUUUGUCACAAUCAAAUUGUGAAAUUUAAAGAGAUAGUUUAGAUUUUUUUUAACUGGGGUUGUAUGAGGUACUUAUCCAUAGUCAGUGUAUAGACGGCACUCAGCAUGUCCCCAGUUUGGAGAAGCAGACAGGAGUACCAGCAUGGAAGCUAAGGAAAGCACGGCUGUGGAUGGGGUACACAAUAAAACAUAUUUUAGCUGCCCAAAAAAGAAAAAGAAAAAUCAAUGUCAGGUUGAGUGUAGGCUUUAUUUAGAAUAUUUUCACUGCUAUACCUUACCGCCGUCAGACAGACCUUUCCGACUUUGAGGAGAGCAAUAUAAUGGCUUCAGUUUCCAAUUGGAAAGCAAUGUCUAAAGGCAAAGUAAAGUGUUAAAAAUAUUCUACAUAUAACGUAGUUUAGUUGGCUAAAAUAUAUUUUUCUGCUGACCCCAUCUACAGCAGUGCAUUGCUUAGCUCCCAUGCUGCUUCUCCAAACUGGGGGGCGUGCUGACUGCCGUCUACUGUAGGUAAUACUCCUCAAAAAACGGCAACUAUCCCUUUAAUACUUGCUGCAUUACUUGUGCUGUCCGUUUAGAAUUAGACUCCUCUGGGUGUGUUUUUAUGACAAUAAAGGGAAACUGAAGUCUGGGUGUAGCAGAGCAUUGGACAGUUAUUAAUGUUUGAAACAACACUUUUUUAUAAAUUGUCGCAGAUGCAGAAUAGACAAACUGAGAGAAAGAUUCACAACAAUUGUGUCCCCCUCAAAGAUCUAUAAGAGCAUUUAAUCUGUACACACACCAGACUGACACAUCUUCACACACACACUGUUACAUGUAUGCACACAUGUGCACACAGAAUACCGCACACAAAAGUCCUUGCACAUACUGCAUACCUUUACAGGCACGGAGGCAUUACUUUAUGUUGGUAACCUAUUCAUGCUUGGCACAUGCAGCUCUUUCAAAAUAACCCAACACCCCGAUUUAUAAAUAUCACCUUUCAUAAGAAACACUGUCAGAAAUGCUGACUUGAGGCUUAGAGCCAGUCUGAAGGAGCUGGCCUAUUUUAUAAUAAGAUGCAGGUUUUUAUAGAAAGAAAAAUAAAUAUUUGUAUUAUUAUCUCUUGAUAUUUUAAUGUUGAUUUUGUAUA
Molecule: messenger RNA, 2309 nt
Organism: Morone saxatilis (striped sea-bass)
Lineage: Eukaryota; Metazoa; Chordata; Actinopteri; Moronidae
Gene: spon2a
Product: spondin 2a, extracellular matrix protein
Exons: 6
Coding region: 77-1078 (333 amino acids)
Biological process (GO): cell adhesion
Cellular component (GO): extracellular matrix
Source: RefSeq, a predicted model, not a curated record